AUGGCGCGUAAAGGCUCUGGUACAGAUGGCCCUCUACAGACAGCCCUCCUGGAAUCCACGUUUGCAGCCACGACAAGAGCUUCUGAAGGACAGAAGAUCUUCAGCCCUAUAGCUGCAUUCCUCGACAAACACCGCAGCCAAACCGCCGGCCUUGCCCCUCACCUACUGAGAGCCCUCACCGCUCUAAGCGAUGACCUCGCCUCAAUAGCCCAACAACAUUUCAACGCCUACAUUAGCGGUAUCUCGACGACCUCCAUUCCCCCUGCCCUAUCCUCUUCCCCUUCCCUCACCCCAAAUUCCUUCCUCCCCUCACCCCCUCUCUCACGCCCCCCCUCAGGUCUUGAACAGUCAACUUAUGCGACUAUUACCCAACAUGCCCCAGCCAAAUCAACUCCCACCACUCACUCUAAAGCCCCUGCUAAAAAGCCUAUGCCUCUGAUUAAACAACCCCUUCCUGACAAUCGGCUCUUCGUACGUCUCCCAGCUGAUCAUGCAGCUAGAAAAAUGGAAGCCUACGCUAUCUACUCUAGCCUAAGGUCUCAACUAAACUCAAACAGUGCAGCACUAAAAGAAGUUCAAACCACAAAGACUGGCUUUGCACUAUGUCCCUCAUCUCCGGAAGCCCUCCUAGCCCUUGAGGCCCAGAAAGAGAUUAUCUCUGCAUUCUUUGUUAACUGCCAGAUAGAACGCAGCUCCCGAUGGGUCUCAUAUCGAGUUACCAAUGUGCCAAGGAAAAUUGGCCAAAUCUUGAAUGGCCAAUACUCUCUAAUCCCCGUCAAUCCUACACUUCUGUCCUCAGAAAUAAGCGAAACUACAGGGCUUAAGCCCACAUCUAUUAGCGAGACCACUUCAAGCGCUGUCAACCCUGAUACUCCCUCCUCAAGCUGGUUUGUGAACUUCCCAGAAGGCAUGAAAACACCACUACCCAUCCAACUACGUCUUUUUGGUACUAUCACCAAUGCUCGUCACCUCCCUAAGAAAACAACAGUUAUUCAAUGCACACGAUGCUGGAAAUGGCAUAAUGCAAGAUCCUGUGCCCGCCCCUCUCGAUGCCGGCUAUGUGGCUCCUCAGAGCAUACUGAAAAGGGCCAUGCCAAUCGCUGCACAGCCCUGGAACCUCAUCAAUGCCCUCCUAGAUGCAUACACUGUCAUGGACCACAUCCAGCUGAUUUCUCAGAAUGCCUCCUGCGCCCUAGAGGCAAUACUAAACAUACUAAAGCUCAACAAGCAGAGAUCCGCAAAUCCUGCGCCACAAACCUCGCAAAAGCUCGAACUGAAGGAGGAUGUAGCCCUCAGCUCUUCAUAGGCACACAAGAAACACCUAUGGCAAUAGACGAGGUGCCAACUCAGCCUCCAACCCAUGAGAUUAUCUCUCCUUUCCGCUCAGUAACCCCCCCACCUCGCGCCCCAACUGAAGAUCCUCCAAUUACGGCUCGUGCAGCGCCUCUCAAAAUCCUACAGUUAAAUGUAGGACACGCGCCAGAUGCACACGAAAUAGCUCUCACAUUGGCAUACACUAGCGACAUCGAUAUUAUCCUAAUCCAAGAACCAUAUACAUUCAAAGAUCUUAGCCGACAGAUUACCAAAAAACACCCAUCAUAUGAAUGCUUCUCCCCAACUGACAGUUGGGCAAUAAGUGGUCGGCCACGAGUCCUCACCUAUGUCCGAAAGAAGAAAGGCAUUCGGACUUCCCAGCUUCGCCCCUUCACAUCUGACACUGAAGAGGCCUCGGAUCUCCUUUUCCUUCAGAUUUUCUCGCCCACAGGAAAGUCCGCUCUAAUAGUUAAUAUCUAUAAUGCUCCAGCAGGCUGCAUCAGAGCAGGUGAAGCCGCAAAAGCUCUUACAACCCUGCCAGAGGCGUAUUUCCCUCAAACAACAAUACUUGCAGGCGAUCUCAACCUACUACACAACAGAUGGCAACCCUCGCUACAACGCAGCCCUACAACUUUUGCAGAGCCGUUUAUCAACUGGCUGGAUCUCCAGGGUCUAGUACUCAUUUCCGACAUAGACUGUCCCACACAUGAAAGGGGUAACGUGUUAGACCUCAGUUUCGCCUCAAGCCCUCUGGCACUCGCAGGAGCCAAAGCUAGCAUAGCGAGCCACUUAGAUGCAACCUCUGAUCAUCAACCACUAAUUACCACUGUUCCAUGGGAUCAGAGAUACAAGGAAACAGCUCAGAAACUAAGAUUUGACACACUAGAUCACACUUCCUUCCUUUCGCUCCUCGCCUCUAAUCUCGCUGGCACCGAGAGCUCAGCCGCGACAGAAGAAGAUCUUGAUGCUUUCGCCGAAAAACUGACAUCUGCAAUUCAAGGAGCAUAUAGAGGCUCUGCUAAGAGGACCCUAACACAAGGCAUAGGACAACCUUGGUGGAAUAAAGACUGCAAGAAUGCAUUACACAAUUACCGCUCAGGCCUCUGCUCAAAGACAGACUUCCGCAGGAUAACCAGAUGGUCUCAACGACAAUUUUGGCGAGAUAAGCUCUCUACAGUAACACAAAUGAAGGACGUCUUCGAUAUGAGUAAAUGGCAUAAGUCCACAGGCACCUUCCGAAGCCCUCCACUGAAGGAUCCACUGAGACCUAGCAGCCUCCCAGCAGUUACUAUACACGAGAAACGAGACGUACUAGUCCGAAAUCUUCUUCAAAACUCGGCUGAGGCAGGAGACAUACCUCUGGACUCCCCAGCAGUCCCUAUCACUAGCCUCUACUUUCCAGACAUAUCAAUGUCACAGGUGGAGGAGUCAAUACUUCAGGCAGGAAACACAGCUCCUGGCGCAGACGAAAUCCCAACCUGCAUACUCAAAGUAGCAUGGCCUUUAAUUAAGGAUAAGGUACAAAUGCUAUACCAAGGGUGUCUAAAGAUUGGAUAUCACCCGAAAUGCUUCCGACAUGCAAUUUUAGCAAUUAUCCAGAAACCAAAAAAGACUGAUUGGUCCUCGCCCAGAUCAUACAGACCGAUCGCUCUCCUAUCAGUUCUUGGCAAAGGACUCGAGCGCCUAGUGGCACGGAAUAUGGCAUGGAUCUCUAUACACUACAAAGUAUUAGCGAGACAACAGUUUGGAGCUCUCCCACUAAGAUCUGCAAACGAUCUGACCACAUGCCUAACACAUGACGUUGAACAAGCGCUAAAUCAAGGCAUGACUGCCUCACUCCUUACCCUAGAUGUCAAAGGCGCAUUUGACGCCGUGCUUCCUGGCAGACUGAUCCGCAGAUUGCGUGAGCAGGGCUGGCCUACUAAUCUCGUCCUCUGGAUCGCCUCCUUUGCUACUGGGCGAUCAGUUCAGAUCCGACUUGAUGGAGAGAUUGGCCCCUCAACAGACAUUGCCUGCGGCCUUCCACAAGGAUCCCCAGUAUCUGGCAUUUUAUUCAUGCUCUACAUAGCGCCUCUAUUCCGUCUAGGAAACCCAAGGAACAAAUUUGGCUACGCCGACGACGCAGCUAACCUGGCGAUCUCGACAUCCCUUGCUACUAACUGCGAAGCCUUAUCAGACUCACUUCAAGAAGCUCUUAACUGGGGUGCUGCAGAGGGCAUUACUUUCGCACCAGAUAAAUACGAGCUUCUUCACUUCUCUCGACGAAAAGCAGACCAGGACCCAACCUGCACACCUUCAGUAAAAGCUGGAUCUAUUACAGUCUCAGAAAAUACUAAACGCCUAUAUCUACGUUGGCUAGGAAUCCUCUAUGACAAAAAGCUCACAUUUAAAUGGCAUAUCGGUGAAACAGCAUCUAAAGCCCUCACUGUGGCUAAUGCCCUUCGCUCUCUAGGGAAUACUGCCCGAGGAGUUAAACCUUAUUUACUACAGCAAGCUGUAUUAGCCUGUGUACUCCACAAAGCAUACUAUGGUGCUGAAACCUGGUGGCCAGGACGUACUCGCCCUGGGCCUACCCAGACUUCAAACCGAGUUGGCGAACAUCUUAAGAAACUAACUAAAGUAGUACUAACAGGCGCAAGAGCAGUCCUUCCAGUUUUCCGCACAACCCCAAUAUCUGUCCUUUACCGGGAGUCUGGAUUCUCUCCACCAGAAAUUGAACUAGAUCGAAUAGCCCUCCUCGCAACUGUCCGCCUACGGCGUCUGGAUCCUUACCACCCACUUCGAAGACGCGCGGAACAGGUUGCCAGUAAUAGCCGACAAACCAGCCGAUUUGCCCGCCGCAUACUGGCCCUCCCCAACUCUGAGCAGAUAAACCCUCUCCAACACGCUCCCUGGCACCCUCGCGAGACGCGCGAGAAUGCUCAAGCUCGAAUAGGAGCUCCCAUGGGACGCAGUAAGGAACAGGCAGCGGCUGAUUUUAUAGCUUUUCAACGCACCAUCCCUAGCUCUGAUAUUAUAAUCUUUUCAGAUGGAUCUAGACUAGUAGACGGACGUGCAGGAGGAGGUUACAUUGGAUUUCAAGCACACAAUCAGUUCCUCCGCUCCUCACUCUCAUAUGGACAUGGGAAAGAGGUCUUCGACGCAGAAGCAGAAGCUGCCCUAGCUGGUGCCCAAGCAGCAAUAGCAUACCCAACAGCUGUACACAGCUUUUCAUCAGAUCCAAGACUUCCGCGCUGCGACAUUGCCCUUUCCAGAUUGGCCAUGCUGGUGAGCGUGUCAGGAUUACUUGACACCGUGCCCAGUUCUCAUACUCUCCCGCGGGAAAUUCUGCUGAUGGAGACGAGGAAGAUGGUGCUGGGUGUAGAACAUCCUGACACGCUGAUCAGCAUGGACAAUCUGGCAUUGACGUACCGGAAUCAAGGUCGAUGGAAAGAAGCAGAAGAGCUGGAUAUGCAGGUGAUGGAGACGAGGAAGAGGGUCCUGGGUGUAGAAUAUCCUGACACACUGACCAGCAUGGAUAAUCUGGCAUCGACGUACCGGAAUCAAGGUCGAUGGAAAGAAGCAGAAGAGCUAGAAGUCCAGGUAACAGAGAUGAGUAAGAGGGUUCUGGGUAUAGAAUAUCCUUCCACGCUGACCAGCAUGGCCAAUUUGGCGUCGACGUACCGGAAUCAAGGUCGAUGGAAAGAAGCAGAAGAGCUAGAAGUCCAGGUGAUGGAGACGAGGAAGAGGGUUCUGGGUGUAGAACAUCCUGACACACUGACCAGCAUGGAUAAUCUGGCAUCGAUGUACCGGAAUCAAGGUCGAUGGAAAGAAGCAGAAGAGCUAGAAGUCCAGGUGAUGGAGAGGAGGAAGAGGGUUCUGGGUGUAGAACAUCCUGACACGCUGACCGGCAUGGACAAUCUGGCAUCGACGCUCCGGAAUCAAGGUCGAUGGAAAGAAGCAGAAGAGCUGGAUGUGCAGGUUUCAAAUUCUUGA
This is a messenger RNA of Talaromyces stipitatus ATCC 10500, 5289 nucleotides long. Its product is annotated as kinesin, putative. NCBI's taxonomy places the organism in Eukaryota, Fungi, Ascomycota, Eurotiomycetes, Eurotiales, Trichocomaceae. Gene Ontology annotation, molecular function: catalytic activity; protein binding. The coding region runs from base 1 to 5289 and encodes 1762 amino acids. The record is from RefSeq and is a predicted model, not a curated record. The transcript has 3 exons. Gene Ontology annotation, cellular component: kinesin complex.